This is a messenger RNA of Ostrea edulis (European flat oyster), 1716 nucleotides long. RefSeq names its product ATP-dependent DNA helicase RecQ-like. Gene Ontology annotation, biological process: double-strand break repair via homologous recombination. Gene Ontology annotation, cellular component: nucleus; chromosome; cytoplasm. The transcript is spliced from 2 exons. NCBI's taxonomy places the organism in Eukaryota, Metazoa, Mollusca, Bivalvia, Ostreida, Ostreidae. The coding region runs from base 174 to 476 and encodes 100 amino acids. The record is from RefSeq and is a predicted model, not a curated record. Gene Ontology annotation, molecular function: nucleic acid binding; ATP binding; 3'-5' DNA helicase activity.
UAAAAUUAGAUCCUUUGAUCCGCUCAUCUACUAUCGCUACACAAGGAUCUAACAACUCUCCAUAAGAGGUCAUCUCAGAUUGAACUUUGUUGAGAAAAUAGCACCCAAUCAAAUUCUAAUCUCUUGACCAAUCAGAAUAUCGCAUCUAAACUACUGUUCGGGAGUGUGAAAAAAUGGCGGCGCCUACAAUCGAAAACAUUGUCGAAGAACUAUUACCGGAUUUUGGCGUGAACGCUCUGAAACCGGAACAGAAGGAAAUAAUUAGCAAUAUUACAAAGAAGAAAGAUUGCAUUGCUGUCUUGCCAACUGGGUUUGGAAAGUCGUUGCCAUUCCAGGUUUACGCUGCAGCUCAGAAACGAACUAGUCGUGAGGCUGGACAUGUACUCGUAUGUUCGCCAUUGAUAGGCCUGAUGAAGGACCAGACCAAAAAGCUGUCUCGUAUCAGUUACUUAAGCGUUGGCUACAAAGAAAAUUGAUGUGGCAUAAAUGCAAAGAGCUCAACAAACUUAAUUCACAAAAGAUCGAGGAGAGCAGGGCAAAUGCAACAGACGGUGCCCGUUCAAAGUUCAAGAUGGACAAUGUUUGUUAUACAAAAAUUAUUAUUUUCACACAAAUAUGCAGCUAUAUUUAUUCAUGACUUUAAUGCCACAUACAUUAAUUAAAAAACAACAACCUUAAUUGGAUUAUUUUUUAAAUAUACAUUUGUAUUCCACCAUUGUACAUGACGUAUAACUGAAACUCGGGCUCUUGUGCAUACGAUCACAGGCAGUUAUGUCUCUUGGGUUCAAAUUUACUAUUAAAGAAAUGAACUUUGGUAGUAAUGUAAAUGGUUGUGUGUUAUUAUGUGGUUUAUUGUUUUUUCGUCGACGAACUUGGGUACCCUAUAUUCAGAGUUAUAUACCUUUACUCUUUAACAAUAAAUUCGAACCCAAGCGAUAUAAUUGCCCGUGAUCAUAUGAUGUAUGGAGAUUACAAUGUAGGGACAGUCUCGUCCGUGGGACGCUUCAGGAGAUAGUCUUUGUUACGUUUGUAAAUUGAGUAUUAAAAUUGCUAGCUUCUUUGUCUGAACAACUUUAAGACUGUCUGGCGGAUUUUGAUUUAAGAAUUGGCAGUGAAGGUCACUGUUUCUAUGGUAACUGAGAGGAUUCCACGUUUUUGAUUGCUGUCUUUUUUUUAAAUUUAAUUCCAUUCAGCUAAUGACAUCACAGAGUGGCAGGGAAAAAAACACAGCAAGCUAUUUGAACAUUGACUGGAUUCCCGGCACCAUACAAAUAACGGUUAAAGAUUCGACACACGCCAAACAAAUGAUAUCAAUUAUCAAUGUAGAGUCCAUAAAAGCUCAUCGUAAGCUUAUUUCCGAUGGAGUUCAUAAAGUGAACUGGACUUGGCUAAUGCUGAGAAAGUAUAACAAAAUAACAUAAAACUGGAUGCUACACAAUUAGAUAGAUGCACCGUUUUACAUAAAGGGAGGACUAGGAGAUUUGAUAUAUACAACACAGUUCUAACGACCCUAUGUGAGAGUGUAUGGAAUAGAGAUUGAGAUGUACUGCAGACCUCAAAAUACACAAGUUUUACCGUCUUCUUUUUUUCCCCCUUUACACAAAUUGGAUAAUGGAAGAAAGGAACAUUGGAGAAGAAAUGACCGAGAUUAAGUGGGGCUUCAGAUAGCUCUUGUGUUAUCUAAUUCUGAUACAAAAUAAACAAAAAUAUAUUUAU